Microdochium trichocladiopsis is the source of this 2157-nucleotide messenger RNA. RefSeq lists its product as uncharacterized. The coding region runs from base 1 to 2157 and encodes 718 amino acids. NCBI's taxonomy places the organism in Eukaryota, Fungi, Ascomycota, Sordariomycetes, Xylariales, Microdochiaceae. The transcript is spliced from 4 exons. The record is from RefSeq and is a predicted model, not a curated record.
AUGCAACCUGCGCCCCCACAGCCGCAACCAAAGGCAGACCCCGGCUCCCGGAAGGCGCUUGAAGCUGCGAUGCUUCAUAAGGUACCACCAAAGUGGGCAUAUCUGGCUGGCGAGGGAGAGCCGGAGACGGCAGCGUACUACGAGCACCGUCGAUCCAUCGACCCGCUCUACGAGCAUGCCGGGGUGCUCAACAAGACCGUGCUCGUGAACCAACACGAUCGGUUCCUCAUGAGACAGGUUCCUAGUCCUGCUCCUGUCAAUCAGGCGAAAGCCUCCACAGUCUCCGUCGCUGUUCAAAGGCCUGGUGCUGGCGGUAUGCCGUCGUACAAGAUUGUAGAUGCGACAGCACUGGAGGCUGAAGCUCGCGACGGGUGGGAGCCGUGUGUCUAUCCCGAUAGCGCCUACGACGAGCAGAAUGACGACAAGGAUAUGCGUCACGUUGAGCGCAUCCAGGACGUCAGCUGCAUCGAUGAGCCAUGGAAGGACCAGCAAUGGCGUUUCCAGAAGGAAAUUGCCUUCUGGAACAAAAUUGAGGGAGUAAACUGGCAACCUGGAGAUGUACAUGACGAGACAACUGUCAAAGAACAGUCACUGUCCUUUGCGCCCUCUUUUCGGCCUCGGAGCGGCCUCUCAACUUUCGCCUCCGCGACCUCGAAUGGUCACUUUCACCUCCACAGGCGCCCAGCGCGAGUUGGCCUCGGCUGGGGAGGUUAUGACAGAUUCGACGACUGGCAGUCGUACGGGAGACAAAUCAAGCCAGAAAUGGUGCCUCAGUAUCCCAAGAAUGCACCGGCCGAGCUCUGCUUCGUGGGUGAGGAUGGCACUCGUCAAGUUUUCGAGCCUCUGGAAAAUGACGUCUCAGCUGAGCGUGAGCUUCCAGACACGCUUUACGAGAAGCUCCACGCAAAGAAAGCCGCAGCAACACGUGGUGGUGCCGUUGGUCGUGGUGGUGGACGCAGAACACCAAACCGGGGCGGACAGCGCGGACGCGGCUUCAGCCGUGAUGGCUGGGGAGCUGGGCAUCACCUCAUUGCCUACACGCUUGGCGACGAGGAGCUGUACAACGCCAUGCUUAAGACACUGAUUCUGGGCCUCAGCCGCGACUCAGAUGGCGACCUUGUUAUCAAAGCAGGUGUUAGGUUGAUGGAGACGGCGCUCCCCGCAGCACUUCUUGAUAAGAAGCUCCAUCAGAUUAGUGUUCUGCGUGGCGAUAAAACACUGACAUGUGGAGCAGAUAUUAUCUGCGAGACCAGAAUGGUGUUGCUCGACACGCUUCUCACUAGCAUCUCGAAGGACAUCAACCCAGACUCCACUUUCGAGCUCUGCCGUUUUCACAAGGAUGAAGACCAAUGUGAAGCCAUGCAGUCACGAAGCAGCUCAGGCCAGCGUCACCCGCCUACCUGCACACUACUUGCCCGAGAACCAAAACUAGGGAGAGGUCUCAGACGCAAGCUGACACUAGGGAGAAAUCACUACUCGUUCCACCACAGCCGAUGGUCCCAACCCGCGCUUCAUGCAUCGAGAUUCCACCUCUGCCAACGUUCGAGCCCAGAGAUUGCCUCAUUCCCGCCCAAACCUUGGAAGCUACAACCGUACUCUGCUCAGCAUAGCCAAAAGUACUAUCGACAACCCCAGAUGACACGUGAAAGGUGGGGACGAAUCGCUACACGAGAUUCGAGAGACUCGGGCUUGGCAUUAUACAAGCAGAUUGGUCUGCAGCGGAGGGCAGACCGAACCACAGCAUUGUCUGCUCAGCCGUCCGCAUUCUAUCGGUGGCGCAUGACCCGCCAGUGGCUGCUGCUCCUUUCGAUUCCUUUACAGUUCAUUAAUGUCUCCCAGCAUUCAAGGGUUGUCUGUCUUCGUCUUUCAAAACGCUAUCGCUACCCCCAUUGUAUUCUCGUGUUCAUGGCUACUUGCAACAACAACGUCCUACGCUUCUCAUCCAGCAUUCACCAGGGGUCGCCUUGCGUGACAGAGUCUGUCGCCCAAAAAUACAAUGGCGGGCGCUCAAAGCCAACAAAGCUGCGAAAUUCAAGAGACAUGGUUAAUGUUCUCGUUGGUGGAGCAGAGAUCGCGGCUUCCAGCUCUGCUAUGAUACUGGCCUUGCCUGUCUGGGGCGCGAUGCUUCGUGGUAGCCUCAAGCUUACAAAGAAGUAG